AUUUCUAUCUGGGCGAAAUGCGUGGUAGUAGAUCCUCAUCUGGCUGGUUUCUGUGGGUUCUACUUGUUAUUCAUUUCAAGCCACCAAAUAUUUGCUAAAUGUGAUGUGCUAUAGCCUAAGUGGUCGGUAUCUGAUUAUGUCGUUGAGCAAUCCCCUCCAUGCUAUCAUAUGCAGUGGUCGUCUAAAGACCAGGCGACCCUUGUAGAGAGACAUAAUACGGCGGCAUCGAAGGAUCAAACAACCGGCUGCAAGUUAAACGCUUAUAAAAUGUACGAGCAAUGCAAAUUAGCGUCUUCUGUUCCUGUCUAGUCUCGCUUUUUGCCAUCACAACCUCAUCCGGCCCCUCGUUGGUAUGCGGAUCGCUCCACUAUAUAGAAAAGCGCAACCCGGGGAGCGUGCGCCACCCGCCAGAAACGCCUACGCCGCUGGAAACAAGCUGUUCCCACAUCCCAGCUCUGUGGGGGUGUCAUCUAUGCCGACUGGAGGGGUCAUCGGCAAGUAGGCCGCUGCUCACUUCGACACAUUCCAAUGCAUAGACCAGGUUUCAGUCACAGUGGGCCUUCGCAGGAUGCCCAACUAGCGCCAACAUGCAACCAGUGACUUAUGCCUGAUGUUGCUGGAUCAGAUGCUCUCGAGUUGGCCAUUCUCGGAGGACAUUCCCACAUAGAGGUGCAUCUACUCGCAAUCGGAGCUAAAACACCAGACGAUUUCUAUGGGUUUGACGCUUUAUUUGGACAAUGAAUAUGGGGACAAUUAUUGGUCAUAUCCAGAGCCUAGAAAACAAACUAGUGGGGAGAGGAACAAACAUUCAUGCACAGGCGGCGGUCUCUAUAUAAUUUCACUACUACCGUUGGCGCUCAUGUAAAUAUGUGUAAAGUGGCUUUGGUGACAAAUAAAUAAAUCUGGCCAAUAUCAAAUAGUCCGAUUACUUAAUAGAUUCGUCUAAUAACAAGUCUUUAGAGAGGCAAUAUUUGACCAACCUGUUGAUAAUGUCGGUUAUAAUCCUAG
Molecule: messenger RNA, 1008 nt
Organism: Truncatella angustata
Lineage: Eukaryota; Fungi; Ascomycota; Sordariomycetes; Amphisphaeriales; Sporocadaceae
Exons: 2
Coding region: 279-536 (85 amino acids)
Source: RefSeq, a predicted model, not a curated record